UAGGGCCUCUGAGAUAGUAACACCCAGGAGUUUAAAGUUACUGACCCUCUCCACUUCUGAUUCUCCAAUGAUUACUGGAUCAUGGACCUCUGGAUUCCCUCUCCUGAAGUACACAAUCAGUUCCUUGUUAUUAAUGGUAUUGAGUGAGAAGUUGUUAUAUUACACCACUUAGCCAAAUGUUCCCCUUGACUGCAGACAUCACCACAAGCAAGGAUGGGUUUUCCAAGCUGGGAGCUUCACCUUGAUCGCACAGCAUGAGAACCAGACACAGUUUCUCUGGGAGAAAACAACUGCUGGAGAUCUCUGUGGGUUACUUACCUUUCUGGCAUAUUUUUUUUAAAGAAAAUUCAAAUGUUUAAACCGGAAUAAGAAAUCUGGAUACAACACACCUUGUUAUGGCAACUGCUCUGUCCAAACUGUGACCACAGCACAGUCCAUCACUGAAACCAAUUUCCCCACUAUGGACUCUUUCUACACUUUCUGCCAUCAGGCAGAAGAUAGAAAGACUUGAAAGCACAAACUCAGUUUCUAUACUGCUGUUGAAUGGACCUCUCGUAGUUAAAAAGUGAACUUGUGAUCUCUCAACUAAUCUCCUCGUGCCCAUGUACUUUAUCUGUCUAUGUGAACUGCUCCUUUACUCCACAGGUGAAACACUAUUGUUGCACUGCAAAACUGCAUUCUGUUUUUCUUGCUGUCUCAGUGUACUUAUGUAUGGCAUGAUCUGUAUGGAAGAUUUUCACUGCAUCUUGGUACAUAGGACAAUAAUGAACAAACUGGAUUAUAACAGGGUUGGUCUGGUCAGAGCAGCUGCUUUUCUGGGACUCUGAUCAAAGCUGAUGAAGUCAUGAAAUUAUCCAGCACAGAAACGAUCCUUUCAGUACACCCUGGCCAUGCCCAAGUUCUGCUUCUGGAUAAUGCAACCCUGGGUAACAACUUCUCCAAUGGGAUUCGACCACUGAGCAUAUCCUCCCUGCUGGUAUGGAAGAGGACAGAAAUCAGAAUAAAGGGGAAGGUGGAGAAACAUAAGCUGGCAGGUGAUGGGUAAGAAACCGAUGUCGGAUUCUCAAUCCCCGGGGAAUUACCCAGUUUGCUGAGCUAUCUGCUUGAUCCCAAUGCCCGGCUCUCCAGGGACGAUGUUGGCGUUCUCUAACGCAUUCAUCCUAACGGCCGGAAUCAGCACUGGUAUUCCGUGGACAAGAGCCUAUUAACAGCAUCGACAGUCUCUGAAUACCUCUGGAUAAUAUAUGGAAACUCAAAAAGGAAGUCUAUGUCAAAGAUACAUACAUUUCCAGGAAUUGAAAUCAAAUGCUGGCAGUGAGGCCACACUUGAGGAAACAACAAUGUGUGUUCUUGGCACCGAGCUGCUGAAAGGUCAAGAUCCCACUCAGCGAUUUAACAUACAUUUCUACCAGGUUAUUAGUAAUGCAUUUAGUAGAGAAAAUUCAUCCAGUUUUGAUUUGCUUCAAAAAGCUUUUGAAGUCUUCGAGAGUCUUUGCAUCAAUCUUCUGAUAUACCCAUGGAGAAAAGAAUUUAAAAGGAUUAAAACCUUCACACCUGCCUUUGUGCACUAUGUUUGGACAGCGAUGUGCAGACUAGAUGUUCUAAAGUUGUUGGCAACCAUCGGCUUUUGCCAGGAGCAAGAAGCAGAGACAUACUGCUACAAGGAUCCCCAGCAAAUGCAACAUUUGAAGAAGCUUGCAUUUGAGUUCUUCCUUGCCCAGCUGGAAUGCAGACGUUUAGCAGACAUGCUGGGCAAUGGACGAAAGCAAGGUCCUUCUGAAGAUGGAAUGGGCUGCUUGUGUCUCCUGGGAGAGGGACAAAAGGAGCUUCUCAUUUUAAAACAUAAUUGCAGAGUUAAUUUGGGAAAACUGAGUGUAAGAGAGGGAUACAUUUUAGAGAAGCAUUGGCCACACACAUCCCUUUUAACAUAUUUACUAAACAGAGAAAAUGAAGAAGGAAAGACUACGAUAUCUUUCCUCCCUAAUGAACUGAAUUCGGCUUGCAAUGCUGUCUCAUGUGACAGUCUGAUUUAAAUUGGGAAAACGAGUACAGAGUUGGGAGCAGAAUCAGCAGAUGACUGGAAUGAUUUGCUACUGAAAGCAAAAGAUAAUCUCCCAGCAUAUCAGCUUGACAAUGAUCAUGAGUUGACGAUCAACUUCUAGCCUUGUAACUGCCAAACUUGUUGAUCACCUCUUGCUUUGCUUAGUUUGUCUAUGAUGUGGCUUAGCCAUUUGCACAGUGUGUUACUUGCAGAAUGCCAGCACUCUCCCUUAUGAUUGUGAGCAUGAGUUUUGCUCCUUCACACUAACAUUCCGAACAGGCAGUUGCUAGUUGAAAGUACUAAACACAAUCUGUGCAAUCAACAAAAACAACAGCUUGUAUUUUCUUUUAACAUAGUAAAACACUAUGAUGUUUCAUCAGAGCCUCAUUGAACAAAAAAUGAUGCUAACUCAUAAAAAGGCAGAUUUUAGGACUAACGACCUUGGUCAGAAACAUAUUUCAGGUAUCUCGGAAGAGAGAGUGGGUAAAG
Molecule: messenger RNA, 2530 nt
Organism: Hypanus sabinus (Atlantic stingray)
Lineage: Eukaryota; Metazoa; Chordata; Chondrichthyes; Myliobatiformes; Dasyatidae
Product: spermatogenesis-associated protein 2-like
Exons: 4
Coding region: 1245-2033 (262 amino acids)
Cellular component (GO): cytoplasm
Source: RefSeq, a predicted model, not a curated record